Molecule: messenger RNA, 1413 nt
Organism: Calidris pugnax (ruff)
Lineage: Eukaryota; Metazoa; Chordata; Aves; Charadriiformes; Scolopacidae
Gene: GALK1
Product: galactokinase 1
Exons: 8
Coding region: 114-1283 (389 amino acids)
Biological process (GO): carbohydrate phosphorylation; galactose metabolic process
Cellular component (GO): cytoplasm; cytosol
Molecular function (GO): galactokinase activity; ATP binding
Source: RefSeq, a predicted model, not a curated record
AACAGCUCCCCCCCAGCUCCGCGGGACCCCGAGUUGGAGCCCGGUCGCCGGCGGAGGAGGGCGGCGCAGGAGCGGGGGCGGUGCGGGGCGGUGCGGGGCGGAGCGGAGCGGCCAUGGCGGAGCCCGGGGUAGCCCCGUUGCUGGAGACCGCUUGCCGUGUGCACCAAGUUACUUUCGGGCGGGCGGCCGUGCUGGCGGUGUGGGCCCCCGGCCGGGUCAACCUCAUCGGCGAGCACACCGACUACAACGAGGGUUUCGUGCUGCCCAUGGCCCUGCAGCUGGGGACGGUGCUGGUGGGAUCCCCCACGACGGACGGGACCAUCUACAUCCUCACCACCUCGGUGGAGGCGGACAAGCCCCACAGGGUGGAGUUCCCGGCUCCCCACCAAGGCAGCUCUCUGAUCCCAGGGAAGCCAGGCUGGGCCAACUACAUCAAGGGCGUCAUCCAGCACUACCGGGGUGGUCCCGUGCCGGGCUUCAGCGCUGUGAUAGCCAGUGACGUCCCCCUGGGUGGGGGUCUCUCCAGCUCGGCUGCGCUGGAGGUGGCUACUUACACCUUCCUCCAGCAGCUCUCUCCUGAUGACAGUGAUUUGGAAGCCAAGGCGCUGGCGUGCCAGAAAGCGGAGCACACGUUUGCCAACAUGCCCUGUGGGAUCAUGGACCAGUUCAUAUCCGUGAUGGGCAAGGAAGGCCACGCACUGCUCAUUGACUGCAGGUCCCUGGAGACCGUCCUCAUCCCGCUGACCGAUGCCAGCUUGGUCGUCCUCGUCACCAACUCCAACGUGCGGCACACACUGACGGGCAGCGAGUACCCCACGCGCCGGCGGCAGUGCGAGGAGGCAGCGGCGGCGCUCGGCAAGGCCAGCCUGCGAGAUGCCACCAUGGCUGAGCUGGAAGCGGCCAGGAGCCGGCUGGGCGAGGAGGUGUACCGGCGGGCCAGGCACGUCAUCAGUGAGAUAGCACGGACAGUCCAGGCAGCCAAAGCACUGCAGAACAAGGACUACAAGACAUUUGGGAGGCUGAUGGUGGAGAGUCACAACUCCCUCAGGGAUGACUAUGAAGUGAGCUGCCCAGAGCUGGACCAGCUGGUAGCAGCAGCUCUGGAGGUCGAUGGGGUUUACGGCAGCAGGAUGACCGGGGGAGGCUUUGGAGGUUGCACGGUGACAUUGCUGGAGGCCAGCGCUGCAGAGAGAGCCCAGCAGCACAUCCAGGAGCAGUACAGCGGCACAGCCACCUUCUACCUCACCAAACCCUCCGCAGGGGCACAGGUGCUGCCCCUGUAGAGGAGCAACCACCUCGGUCUGGGCGGGGAUCACCUUCCUCCAAGGAGCAGCUGCUUUCCUCGCUUCACAAGGGAACCAAUUUGUCUGCCUGCAUCGUUUGCCUAAUAAACACAAAACAUUUGCGCAUUCA